Molecule: messenger RNA, 2873 nt
Organism: Stylophora pistillata
Lineage: Eukaryota; Metazoa; Cnidaria; Anthozoa; Scleractinia; Pocilloporidae
Product: BBSome complex member BBS1
Biological process (GO): protein localization to cilium; non-motile cilium assembly
Cellular component (GO): BBSome; axoneme; centrosome
Molecular function (GO): patched binding; smoothened binding
Source: RefSeq, a predicted model, not a curated record
AUCUGCAGGGGUUGUUGAUCUCUGUCGUAUUUGUGUAUACUUUUUCGUCGUAUUUCGAACUUUUGCCUUCAUAGAAAAAUGAGUUCUCUAGUGGAAUCUUCCUUAGAUAAUGGGGACAAUGAAGAAUCUCCAGAAAAAAGUUUAUGGCUCAAUGCUCACCAGGAUCCAGUUGCACACCUCUACACCUUUUCCACAUCAAUUUCCCUAGCAGACCUGAAUGCCGACUCUGACCACAAACUCCUUGUGGCUGACCUAGGCACAGGAACAUUUGACAUGAAGCUGAAGGUUUUUAAGGGAACUAGUCUGUUUAUGGAGAGUGCUAUCAUUGAUCUGCCAACAGCUCUGGUAACAUUUUACAUGGACACAAACGAUCCACGCACUCCUGCUGUUGCGGUUGCUUCAGGGCCUUUUAUCUAUGUCUAUAAGAACUUGAGGCCUUAUUUUAAGUUCACCCUACCAGCUCUGGAAGUCAAUGCUGUGGAGCAAGAUCUCUGGAACCAGGCUAAAGAAGACAAGAUCGACAUUCAUGUGCUCAGGGAGAUGUUGGAGAGUUUAAAGAAUGAAGGAAGCGAAGGUUUGCUUACUGUGCGGUCACUGAAACUACUCUCCCUUGAGCCAGAAGAGGUUGAAGCUUUUGCAAGUGUUCACAAGCAUGCACCGCUGAAGAGGCAAACAGUGAUUACUUGCAUGGGAACAAUGAAAAAGAGUGUGGCAGAUGAAGAUGCUGUGAGCUGUUUGGUGAUUGGAACGGAGAGUAAGGAUGUCUUUGUUCUUGAUCCUGAAGCUUUCACUGUCCUUGCAAGAAUGAACCUCCCAAGUGUACCAGUAUUCAUCUCAGUCAAUGGUUUAUUUGACGUAGAAUUCCGCAUUGUAGUUGCAUGCCGAGAUGGUAAAGUGUACACCUUAAAGAGGGGUAGUAAGAUGGCCAAGGCAUGCAUUGAACUUGGAGCCCAAGCAGUCGGUUUGGAGCGCACUGGAAAGAGUAUUAUUGUGGGGUGUAUGGACAACACACUGGUUUGUUACUCCACCAAAGGGAAAAAGCUGUGGACAGUGUACCUCCCUUCUAGUAUCACUACCAUGAAUCUCAUGGAUCACAAAGCAAGGGGCUUUAAGGCUGUCAUGGUAGCCCUGAAAAAUGGUGAAGUUAGGAUCUACAAGGAGAAGUAUGUCGUCAAUACAAUAAAAAUGCCAGAUGCAGUCACAGCUAUGAAGUUUGGUCGGUUUGGCCGUGAGGACAGUGCCUUAAUUCUCAUCACCAAAAGUGGAGGCCUGUAUGUGAAAAUCUUGAAGAGAACUGCCAACUUUGAAGGCAAGGAUUUGACUCCUGGACCACCUCAGGCACAAUCCAUCAAGCUCAAUGUUCCUAAGAAGACAAAGCUUUUUGUGGAUCAGACAUUGCGUGAGCGUGACAGUGCUGGGAGCAUGCAUAGAAUGUUCCAACAUGAUCUUUACCUCCUGCGCCUCAUGGCUGCAAGGGCAUAUGUUAGUGCACUUCAGAAAAGUUUGAACCCAAUUUCCUCCUCUACUACAGAACCUCUGAAGCUUUCAGCUCAAGUUCAGGGAAUUGGGCCUGCAUUCAAGCUGACUGUGAAUCUUCAGAACAUUUCAUCAAGUGUGCCAUCCACCAACCUACUCAUCACUUUCCAGUUUGACGACUCCCUGUACGCUCUUUCUAAGCCUUGCAUUACGGUUCCUCUGCUUGUGCCAGGACUAAUGUACACUUAUGAAACUCUUGUGGAAUGUAUCAGUGAUAAAGGGAUUUCAGAUUCCAUCAAAGUGUUUGUUUUGCAUCAAGGAAAUAGCAUUCCUGUCAUCACUGCUGUCAUUAACAUGCCUGUAAGUGAGGCUCUGGUUAUUGUGUAGCCACAAAAACUACAGUUAAGUUCAGUGACAUUAUUAUUUAUUUAGAAAUCAAAAAAAUUGGUUUGUAAAGUUAUUUGUAAAUUCAUGUAAGACCAUAAUUGAUGUACUGUUCUAUGCAUGCUCUCUUUAAAGGACACUUACUGUUUGGCCAUAAAUUCAGGUAAAAUCAAGACUGUGGUCCAGCAGCACUCAGUGGCCCCUGGCACCAUACUUUUGCUCUCAGGAGACUCCGGAAUAUUAGUUUUUUCGUACAAAGCAUGUACUGGGCCCCCUGUAUUUCACAGUUUCUGGGCUCCAUUCAAUUUUCCUUUAGAGCACAGCCUUGAAAGUGACAAAAUUUAAAAAAAAAAUUGUAGUUUGACAUUGGCGUGAAACUCCUUUUGUGUACACUUAGCACACUAACACCAGUAUGCAUAUUCUUCAUACUGGUAUCUAUACAAUUCAUAAGGUGUAUAAGGACAAGGAGAAUUUUUCUAACAAGCAAGGGCUUCCUUUGUUGGUAAUUAUUUCCUUUAUUCUCCUGAUUUAGGGGCAAAAAUGUGCAAAUAAAUUAGAUGCUAGUCACAAUUAGGGGUCAAAGUGUCAAUUAUCAUUAUUUAUAGAUCCACAUCAGAAGUCACAACAAUGUGAGACCAAUUAUAUUUCACUACAGUGGCACCGUUUACUUAUUCCAAAGGCCUUAUAUACUCAAUGUGUAGUUCUGUCUCCACUGUGCAAGUGCUGUUUCAGUAAGCCUCUAUGAUUAGUGUAAAGCUAGGACAUGCAACACAACCUAAGAAGUACUUGGAGCUUAUUAAUUACAUAGUGACGACAUAAAUUCUUAUUUGAAGUAAGGGAAGUACUGCUUAGAGAAUAACUGGCAGCUAUUGAUAGUCAAGUUACUAAGGACCCCUAUGGUAGAGUACUUGUGUAUCUAACCUACAUGUGUUGUAAUUGCUGAUUAGAUUUGUCAUCUGUCUGUAGAUGAAAUAUGAUCAGAGAGGGAAAUAAAACAAUUCUGAAUGAUAAAG